Molecule: messenger RNA, 360 nt
Organism: Acanthamoeba castellanii str. Neff
Lineage: Eukaryota; Discosea; Longamoebia; Acanthamoebidae
Exons: 3
Coding region: 1-360 (119 amino acids)
Cellular component (GO): BLOC-3 complex
Molecular function (GO): guanyl-nucleotide exchange factor activity
Source: RefSeq, a predicted model, not a curated record
AUGAAGCGGGUGAUCAAGCGGCUCGUGUGGGACAUGUGCUACGACAGCCAGCAGCACCUGUCCGAGGGCGCCCAAUCGGUGCUCGUCAAGAGCGGACCCUGGCAGUACUCCUACCGCCUCUGGGUCGAAGACGUCGACGGGUUCGAGCUGAUCUUCCCGCCCGAGGUGCCGUUCGGGACCCCGCACGUGCCCCAGACCAACAAGUUCUACCAGAAGCUCAUGCACCGCUUCUUCCCCACGCGAGGGAACCUGCGGUGCUACGAGCUGUUCACGCUGUACCUGAGCACGCUGAGCGUGGAGACCGUGGCGCACCACGACCGGGAGCUCGUCAGCGUCCUGCUCAACCGGACUAUGAAGUGA